This is a messenger RNA of Tachysurus fulvidraco (yellow catfish), 2226 nucleotides long. It is a transcript of the gene myog, whose product is annotated as myogenin. Gene Ontology annotation, molecular function: DNA-binding transcription factor activity, RNA polymerase II-specific; protein dimerization activity; RNA polymerase II cis-regulatory region sequence-specific DNA binding. The record is from RefSeq and is a predicted model, not a curated record. Gene Ontology annotation, biological process: muscle organ development; positive regulation of myoblast differentiation; positive regulation of transcription by RNA polymerase II. Lineage: Eukaryota; Metazoa; Chordata; Actinopteri; Siluriformes; Bagridae. The transcript has 3 exons. Bases 971 to 1732 code for a protein of 253 amino acids.
UUGUAUUGGAAAUGUGUCACGUAGCUGCUACUGCCACAGUUACCAUAAAUAAGCCAGAGCGCUUCAUUAAGAGUUAAAAGAAAGAUUAAAUUAAUGAGCAUAAUGGGUGAUGAAACUAGACAUACACAUGGGGGAUUUCUAUUCUCUGGAAAUGCUAACUUGCUAAACGAGGCCAGGGACUGUUUCAGUGGAUAGUACCAAUACUGAGAUACAAUGAAAGACAAGAUGAAAUGGAUGCAGAUAUGUGUGUUCCACAAUAGUUCUUUAGAGUCUAAAAAGGUUCUACAGGAAACAAAGCAAACUGUCUAUUACAGGGUAAAUAAAUCCUUUAAUUUCCAAAGAAAAAGAACACAAAGCACCCAAUAAGGUGCAUUUCAAAUGAGCUCUAAUUAAAGAUUUAGGACAUCAUUUAUUUUUUUCAAGAAAAACCAAAAGAGCCAAAAAAAAAAAAAUCUGAAAGGAUUACAUAUCUUUAGAUCCUGUGAAAUUUGAGAUGAUUUUAUUUUGAGAGUUCAUCUAAUUAAAGUAGUCACUCUGAAUUGCUUGAUCAAAUCAAGCUGUGAUUUGUUAGAUUUCCUUGGCACCGAGAUCACGUUUCACAAACUACAACAGUGUCCUGCUGCAGUUCCUUAAACAAAAAUGGACCCCAAAAACAUCCCAGAGAGACUCGGGCAACAGACAGAGAUAGUAAAGUAUAGAUGUGUGGCAACAGCUUAACAUGGGGUCGGGUUUCUCAGGGCCCUGGCUAUAUUUAUCCUAGUGAUCUAACACCAGGCAGAGGGUUUAAAUGCCACCCCUGCAGUUGGUGUGGAGCAGUUGUCGCCCACAGAUCUUGUUCGGCACGAGCUCGGGGAUACACACGUGCAGUGCACACACACACCACACAGGACCUACUACGUGAAAGAGCAAGUGAGGAAAGAGGAGAGCAAGCCAGUGGAGUGCACACUUCUCCAGCCUUAAGUCAGCCUAGAUGGAGCUUUUUGAGACCAACCCGUACUUUUUCCCCGAACAGCGCUUUUAUGAAAAUGGCGAGAACUUCUUCCCUUCCAGGCUUUCAGGGGGAUUUGAUCAAGGAGGAUACACAGACCGGAGCUCCAUGGUAGGGCUAUGUGGGGAUGGAAGACUGCUUUCUGGCAAUGUAGGACUGGAAGACAAACCAUCUCCGUCCUCCACUCUCUCUCUGUCACUCUCACCCAACCAGGAGCAAGAGCACUGCCCAGGUCAGUGCUUGCCAUGGGCCUGCAAGGUGUGUAAGCGCAAGUCAGUAAGCAUGGACCGGCGUCGGGCAGCCACGAUGCGUGAGAAGCGCAGGCUCAAGAAGGUGAAUGAAGCAUUUGAGGCGCUCAAGCGGAGCACACUGACCAAUCCUAAUCAGAGGCUUCCAAAGGUGGAGAUCCUCAGAAGUGCUAUCCAGUACAUCGAGCGGCUACAGGCACUUGUCAGUUCGCUCAAUCAGCAGGAGCACGAACAGGCUAGCUUGCAUUACCGGGCCACGGCUGCUCAGAGGGUGUCAUCCUCCAGUGAGCAGGGUUCAGGCAGCACAUGCUGUAGCAGCCCAGAAUGGAGCACCGCAUCAGAGCACUGCACCCCAGCCUACGGCUCCACCCACGACGAUCUGCUGAACGAAGAUUCUUCGGAGCAAGCCAAUCUGAGAUCUCUGACGUCUAUCGUCGACAGCAUCACGGGCACAGAAGGAGCGCAGGUCGCUUACUCAGUGGACAUUACAAAGUGAACAAGAGAAAGGGUGAAAAAGUGUUGGAAGUGAUACCAUACUAACACCCAGUUCCAGAAAACCUAGAAAUACAGCACUACCUGUUACACCAAAAGCAUUAAAAUCCAAACAAUCCAUGUAAACCCCACACCCUGGGUACAAUUUCCAUUCAAAUUUAGUGGUCCAUCAGAAAUAUUUCCAGUUGUUUUGUUAUUUUUGGAAGAUGUUCAAGCUAGCUAGUCUAGACUGAUGUGUUGUCCUUCCUCAAUUUUUUUUGUUUUUGCAUUCUUUUUUUUUCUGCAUGUGUGUUAUGCCUACCAACAAAUAUUCAUUUAUGGGGCCAAUAUUUUCUGACUGUUUUGACCAAUAUUUGCUUAAUUUAACUAGUUCCAUAAUGCCAUGUAAAUACGUUCCUAUUUUCUACUGAGUGGAUCUGCUAGUUUAUUUUAUAUAUUUCUUGUGUUUGGAAUAAUUUAUUUGGACUUUUUUAAUAAAGAUUGUUGUGUAUUUGUAAA